Fusarium poae is the source of this 3846-nucleotide messenger RNA. RefSeq lists its product as uncharacterized. The record is from RefSeq and is a predicted model, not a curated record. The coding region runs from base 1 to 3846 and encodes 1281 amino acids. Lineage: Eukaryota; Fungi; Ascomycota; Sordariomycetes; Hypocreales; Nectriaceae. The transcript has 4 exons.
AUGGAGGCGGAAGACAUCCCCAAGUGGGAUUUUGGGCAACUGCCCAAGGGAAUCUCCCCUGUCCCGGGGGAUUUCAUUCCCUUCUUUUCCACCACCGGGGACACUCGUGUCGACGCCGACAAGAUUUCCCUCAAUUUUGAUUUGCGUGCUCCCAUGUCUCGCACUCGAGCCGCUGCUUGGGAUCGUGUCCCGACACUUUCCACUGCAAAUGGCAAGAGCCGCCAGAUCAUGAAGCGAGUUCCCAUUUGCAACGAGCGCCAGCAAGCUCAACCUUUUGUGACCUUUCCUCAGGUCAAUUUUGUACUCCCAAACACCCGCGAAUCCAUCGCUUUCGACGAGCUCCUCCCUCGCAAGGUUCGACGUGGUUCCAAGUUUGUGCCCAUCUCUAGUGAAGCGGCCUACUCGGGCAAAGCCAUGAGCCAUGCCUUUAUGUUGAGCGAACUCAUGGUCGCUACCACCAAUGUCGCAAACAACUACAUGUACACUUCUUCUUGCACUUCCUACGAAGACCGACGAGCUGCCCGCAACGGUAUCUGCCAGAUCACCCCCCUCAAGCGACGCGCCGAUGUCCUGAAUAACGAGCCCGACGUUCCUAUCAUGCUCAUCCCUACCGGUGGUAACAAGCUUGGCUUCUACUACAAGGUCCUCCCUAUGAUCAAACGAGCCUACUCUCGUGGUAUGAAGGAAGUCGAUGUUGCUACUGCUUCUAUGACCGCGUUCACUUCUUCCCUGCGACGAAGCCGCCGAAACCCUCGCCAGCCUGUUGCUGCCUUUGGUGUCCCCGACCUUUCCGAUAUCAUGGACGAAUCCGAACCCGAAAGCCCUACCGUCGUUCGUGAGCCUGUCCUCAAGUUUGAGUCCCGUUCGCCCGCCAAGCGUAUCGCUAGACUUACAAACCCAUUCUCCAAGUCCACUCCUCGUGGCAACAAGCUUGCUCAAGGUUUUGUGAAGCUUGUUCCUGGUCUUGCUCGCGGAGGUUUCUCUACUCCCGUCAAGUCACGAUCUUCCCCUGUCCCCCAGACUGCCAGCCCAGUCCACGACUACGCUGUUGCUUCUCUUCAGUACUCUCCCAGCGCAUCAGAUGAUGAGGACGAUGUUGCCCCCUCCAAGGAAGGCUCACCUGAACCUGCCGAAGACCUGUCUUUUUCUCCUGCUCGCAGCCCCGGUCGCACUUUCCGCGUUCCAUCCGAGUUUGACUCUUCUUCAAUUAAUGGUGAUGAGAGCACUCGAGGUCCUCCCUCUACCCCCAACAAGUCUUCCCCCGUGAACUACUCGCGUCCUAUCGGUCCCACUCCCUCUCGUUGGAACCGAGCCGAGCCUUCUACCCCCUUCACACCCGUGCCCCAGACUGCCACUGCUGCUACACCCGGCGAGACUGACAGCCCUAUUGGCCUUUAUGCUCUACUUCCCCAAGACACCCCCAAGGCCCCUGCCUGCACCUACGAGACCCUCAGCGGUACUGACUCUAUUGACUUUGGCGGAGCAUCAGCUUUCGAAAGCUCUCUCUCUUGGAUGAACACAUCUGCUCAAGCUACCGAACAAGCUCGUUCUCAGAUUGUCAACCACUCUCGUCGUCGCCGAAGUGAGCCUCUUCUCAUCAAGUCUGUCUUGAACCAAGCUCGUCGCCGAUCAGCUUCUCCUCAAAAGCUCCGAUUCAAGUCCGACGACACCUUCCAGGAUGUUAUUUCCAUCGCGUCUCUGUUUGAUCUUCCUACUCCCGCUGAAGAUGAGGCCAAUGUCGAUGCCACUACCGAUGCUGUCAUGGACGAGCACACAACAGAAGACCCUGUACCUGUUGUCGCCGUCAGUGACAGUAACGUUCAUCAAACUGAUCUUAUGGACUUGACCACCUCUUCAGAAACGCUUGCUGAUCAAUCUCGUGCUCCUACUGAAGAUGACGCCAAUGUCGAUGCCACUGCCGAUGCUGCUAUGGACGAACACACAACAGAAGACCCUGUACCUGUUGUGGCCGUCAACGCCAACACCAGUAACUUCGAUCAGAUGGACUCUACCUCAGUUGAUCAGCCCGCCACCGAUGAGCAAUCCAUCGUCGAGAUUGACAUGCGCGAUGCCACCAAUGUCGAUGCCACCAACGCCGAUGCCACCAACGCCGAUGCCACCAAUGUCGAUGCCAUCAAUGUCGAUGCUGUUAUGGACGAACACACAACAGAAGACCCUGUACCUGUUCUGACCGUCAACAACAGUAACUUCGAUCAGAUGGACUCUACCUCAGUUGAUCAAUCUACUCUUCAUGAUCAGCCAGCCACCGACGAGCAACCCACCGACGAGCAAUCCAUCGUCGAGAUUGACAUGCGUGAGAACCCGGACAUCUUCGGCACCAACCCUUCAUCUCCCCCCGCUCCCAUUCAGAGCUUGUCUCGCAUGGCUAAUGAUGCUUGCAAUGGCCUCGCUAAUGUCGUCGUCACUGAGGAGAACGGCAGACUCUUUGUCCGAUUUAAGUUGUCGGCCGAGCACGCCCACAUGUUCCCAGCCAGCCAGGGUUUCGAGGACAAUGAUCUUACAUUCUCACCUUCAGCGUUGGCGUCUACUCCCAAGACGAAGACCGGCUCUCACCCACUUGCAUCUACGGUUCAGUUCAGCUCUUCUCCUGUCCCAUUUGCUACACCUGAACUUCCGCCCUAUUAUGACAACACACUUGUCUUUGGAUCACCUCCUGUCGCUACUACUGAGCCCACAUCUACACAGAGGAUGACACGACGUCAAAGCGCAAUGACUCCGUUGAAGAGAGCAACUGUGAAUGCUAUGGAAGCUGCCAACCGGACGCCUGCUCCGGUCGCAGAUGUUGACCAUUCGACACCUCGCUUUGAGUCAACUGUUCUCACUAACGAUGAUGCAACUAUCAUCUUUCCUUGGUCAGAUGUGGAAGACAGUCCUGCGCGAUCCAGGCCUCAUACCCAGCCUGCUCGUGUCACGCCUAAUGUCGCGACACCCAAGUUCGCCAGCCCAAAUGCUGGCGAUGCUGAUGAAACUCUUGCCGUUUCAUGGUCAGAUGUCGAGGACUCCCCCAUCCAGUCUGACAACCAGCACUCCGCUGCUCCUGCCGACGACAGCCCGAACCGCGAAUUCAUGCGUAACUUCAUUAAGCAGACGCGACAGCCCACUACCACAGAGGCUGGCUCUCCCAUCACUCCCGCUGCAACACGUAUGCCUCUCGGAGACAGAAGCCCUAACAGGGGUACUCCGCUGAUGGCCAAGCGCAAGCACGAGGAUGAGGACGAGGAAGAUGACAAGCCUAAGCCCAAGAAGGCGAAGGUUGAGGCCACACCCAAGGGCAGGGCAGCCCGAAUGAAGUCGAACCUCACCAUCGACAUGGUCGACUUCCCGGCGACUCAGGACACAGAGUCGCCGGUUCCCACCCCCGCCGAUACCGCCGACCCCCAGGCAGUAUCCCCUCCCCGCCGGUCUUCGCGCCUCCGCGCAACCGGUGGGCCCAAGUCCUCGCUUCCCACCCCCAUCAAGCUCUCGCGAGCUGGGGCCGGGCGUGGCUCCUUGGCACGGAAGCCACGCUCGGAGGAGCAGGAGUUGGACCGCAAGACGCGGUCCAACACCAAGAAGAACAUGGGUGACGCCGAGUCCCCGGCCGAGGUCCUGACUAGAAUCAAGGACCAGGCCGAGGAGGACUCGGACGUCGGAGAGGGAUCGGCCGGCGGGCGACGCGUGGGGUGGAAGGACCCCUUGGAGAAGAUCCAGGGGUCAAGCCCCAAGAAGAAGGCGACCCAGGGCAAGACUGGGGUGACAAAGCCCAAGGCGACGCGGGCUGCCAAGGUGGCGGAGGGACCCAAGUCCCAACGCGUGACGCGAUCUCGCGCACGUGGCGGGGCUUGA